Molecule: messenger RNA, 1774 nt
Organism: Filobasidium floriforme
Lineage: Eukaryota; Fungi; Basidiomycota; Tremellomycetes; Filobasidiales; Filobasidiaceae
Product: WD40-repeat-containing domain protein
Exons: 6
Coding region: 82-1479 (465 amino acids)
Molecular function (GO): protein binding
Source: RefSeq, a predicted model, not a curated record
ACUUCAGCUACUUUCGACCAUGACCCACUCAUUUCCUGCAUGACAGCCGCUAUAUGUUUAGGCUGAUAACUGCGUAGAAACAUGGCAAAAUUCCAGCUGCUAUCCUCCAUCGACAUCCAGCACGAUACUCUUGCCGUGUUCGAUGACGUCGCACAGGCGGUGUUCGAACAGGAAGACUUCUGGGUAUCAUGUUAUAAAGAAGGCCAAACCUCUGUGCAUGGCAAAGUCCGCCUCAGGAAGACCGGCGAGGGUCUACAAGGAGUGUCUCUCCAAGCGCGGGAUGGAGUUCGAAUAGAGAGAAAGUCACAUAGAACGUUCGAGGUUGCAGCCGAGUCUCUUCAACUCGAGUCGACUUUGGUCCGUUUCCCCAGGAAUACCGUGAACACACCUGCUAAUGAAGACUCGAAGGCCCCUUUGGAUCUCAACGUUAUCGACGUCUCGCCUAAUGGCAAUCACAUCGUCUACGGAGGACCAGACGGAUACUGUUACGUACAAGAUUCGACGGAGCCGUCAAGCUCUGCGCCGAAAAACAAGCCUGUCAAGCUUAAAGGGCAUGUCGGGGAUGUGCUGGACGUCAAGUGGUUCCCAAGCGGAGAGGUCGUACUUACUGCCUCAUCAGACGCAACGAUCCGGAUCUUUUCUGCAACAACAGGGAUCAACCCUCGAUCGUUGACAGGCCACAAGAGAGCGGUAACCACGACUGCCAUCCUCGGGGUAGGCAGGAACAUCCUCUCUGGAAGUAAAGAUGGGAGCAUCAAGCUGUGGGACGUUGGGGCUGGGAAAUGCGUUUCGACAAUGCACACCAAGGGCUUUAGCGGGGUCGAGACGAUUGCCGUUGGGGAGGGUGCGAGCGCUCUUCGCGAGAGCAUCAGGCGGCAAAGCGGUUUGGGCGAUGGGAACAACUCGAGCUUCCUGGCAGAGGAGGACUUUGUACCGAGAACGCUUGCUGGCGAGUUACAGGAAGAUACCGCCGACAAGCUCGUCUUUACCGGCUUGUCAUCCAGUAACGGAUUACUAGCGGUCUUUGACCUGGCCAGCAAAAAGACGGUCAUCGAGACUUUCCCGCAUAUUCCGCCGUCGGCCUCGGUGCCGGAAGAUCGCCGAGGGGGAGCGAUUCAUGCGAUCGCUUACGAUCCUGAAAGCCACCUCCUGGCGUCUGCCUCAGCCAAGGGUGUUGUCGUGGUCAGGGACCUCUCGACGAUGUCAGCGGACGGGGAGAGCAAGAGCAUGCGGAUUUUUUCCCGGAAUCAAGCGAUCAUCAAUGACUUGGCGUUCGUCAAGACGAGGAACGGGGUGGAUCUAAUCGUCACUCCAGCCUCGGGACUACCUUUCCGAGCAUCCAUGUUGGAGAGCGACUCGGUCAAGGUAGUGGAAGAGUAUGCUGGAUGGGAAGCGGUCCCUGUCAACAGCGUCGCGGUAGGCGCUGGGGAGGGCAACAUCUGGGUCGCAGGAGGAGAAGGGGGAAUCAGGCAGUAUUGAUCUUGAUCCGGGAUGUACCGGUACUCCCGAUUUCCAUGUAUACAAGGCCGAAUUGAGGUCGUUAUGAUCAUUAGAAGGUUUACAGGAGAACAGAGGGAAUCAUCGAGAUCAUCAGGUGGCGAGAAACAGAUAUGGGAGAUAAAUCGAAGGUGAUGGGAAGGUAAGGUCUGGCGAUAGGAACGAUCAUUCCCCGUCUGUCAUGAUGGCGAUAAAUUCCUGCAUGAGGAUUCGAGUCAGCAGCUGUCACAUGAGAUUUACCCGGAACAUACUGACGUCGAGGUUGAUCUCGCCAUCU